Onthophagus taurus is the source of this 5525-nucleotide messenger RNA. RefSeq names its product ankyrin repeat and IBR domain-containing protein 1. The record is from RefSeq and is a predicted model, not a curated record. Lineage: Eukaryota; Metazoa; Arthropoda; Insecta; Coleoptera; Scarabaeidae. Gene Ontology annotation, biological process: protein ubiquitination. Gene Ontology annotation, molecular function: ubiquitin-protein transferase activity; protein binding; zinc ion binding.
ACCGAACCGCCUCACAUUGACUACCCAUCGUGAAAAUGUCAAUUUGUUGUCACGGUUAUCGCCGGAAACAAACAGAAAAUGCCAGAUAGUACCAAACGGAAGUAUCCGCGUUCAAAAUGGCACAAAAUCUCAAGGUGUAGCAGUGUUUCUUGACAGAAAUGAUACAAAACCCUGACAACAUAUCCAACAGAUAGAAUUAGUCGGGAGAUCGUGGAUUGGGUCGAUAAGUAGUGAAAAUGGGCAGCGCCUCGUCCAAAUUUAAAAAAUAUAUCCAACACGGGGACGAGUUCGCAGCCAUGCAAAUUUAUCAGAACUCACCAGAGCUGAGGAAAAACCUCGAUCCAAACCUUAGCUAUGGGGAGAAUCAUAACCAUAACACUGCUCUACAUUUUGCUGCCAAACAUGGUAUGAAACAUUUGCUUCGCACGUUCCUAAACGACUUGGGUGGUAACCCGAAUAAAAAGAAUGGUUCAAACGAGACUGUGCUGCAUUGCGCCUGCCAACUCAACCAAACCAAAAGCUUUAGCGCCCAAGAACGACGUGCUGCUUGUGUCCAACUUCUUUUGUAUUGGAAAGGCGUUCCUUUAGCUACCGGGGGUCGUGAAAAAGUUGAUUUGCACGCACAAGACAAAGAAGGAAACACUGCCUUACACUGGGCUGCCAACACUGGACUAAAACGUUGCGUUGAGCUUUUAUUAGCACAUGGAGCACCACUUUUCAUUGAAAAUAAUGACAAAUUAACUCCCUGCGAUAUGGCAAUGGUCACUCAUCACGAUAUUGCUCGUCUUCUUGAAAGUAGAAUGGUUUUCGCUGACAAUACCGAUAUGGUGAAUGAAGAUGAGUUGAUGACGGAACAAGAAGAAGUAUAUAGUGGGUUAAGAAGCCAAGAUCUUCAGGAAGCUAAAGAUCAAUUAUUGGUUGAUACUUCUGAUAUGCUAAAGAUUCCUCUUUUUACAGCUGAAGCUCUUUUAAGAAAUAAUGAGUGGUCAAGAGAAGUUUUAUUAGAAAAAUGGAUGCGAGAUCCAAUCGAAUGUUGCCAAUUAGCUGGGGUACAAGCUCCAGCCUCCGUUUUACAUCAUAAUGGAUCUUUAGAUUCGUCUAGUUCACCAGAUGCUUGUGAUGAGUUUUCUUCGAGACCAGAAAUAAUGUGUGAAAUAUGUUAUUUACAAAUUAAUGAAUGGGAGCAACCCAUAAUGAUGUCCUGUAAACACGUUUUUUGUAAAACCUGCUGGGAAAGUUAUUUAACAACAAAAAUUCAAGACGGUGAUGCCCAUCACAUUCUUUGCCCGGCUUAUCAAUGUCACAUUUUAGUUCCGGUUGAACUAAUUGAAAAAUUAGUGAGUCCUGAAAUGGCACGGAGAUAUCUCCAGUUCGAUAUAAAGGCAUUCGUCGAAAGCAACAAAUCGAUAAAAUGGUGUCCGAUACCCGGCUGUGGAAGGGCUGUUCGAUUACCAGAAGCUGAGCAAACGGGGGCUGUUGUUAACAAGACAGCCCCAGUAACUUCACACGCAGUGGAUUGCGGAAACGCCCACUUUUUUUGCUGGGAAUGCCUCGGCGAAGCACAUGCUCCGUGCGGUUGUCAACAAUGGCAAGAAUGGCAAUUAAAAAUUGCCGAAGUUAAACCAGAAGAACUAAAAGCAGCUUGUAGUGGGAGUGAAGAUGCUGCUAAUUUUCUUUGGUUGGUUACGAAUUCCAAACCUUGUCCACAUUGCAAAAGUCCAAUCCAAAAGAACGAAGGAUGCAACCAUAUGAAAUGCUCUAAAUGCAAAUUUGAUUUUUGCUGGGUUUGCCAAGAAUCCUGGAAAAGACAUAGUUCAGCAACUGGUGGGUACUUCAGAUGUAAUAGAUUUGAAGCGGUUAGUAAAGCAGACGAGAAACAAGGAUCUUUAAUAUCUGAAGCACUCGACAAAAAUAAUCAGCUUCAAGAAUCAUCAAGGUUUUUACACUUUUUCACAAGAUACAAGAAUCAUGAAAACAGUCAAAAAUUAGAAGAACCAUUAUUAAACGGAGUUAGGCAAAAAAUGCAAAUUUUAGCAAAUAGUUUGGGGUUGAAAGGAACAGAUGCCGAAUCAAGUGAAAAAGGAACCAAAUUUAUUGAAGAUGGGGUUCGAGAAUUAUUAAAAGCUCGACGUGUUCUUUGUGGAUCUUACGUUUACGGUUAUUAUCUAGAAGAUGAUGGCUACAACAAAGCGAUCUUUGAAUUUAUGCAGAAUGAGUUAGAAGAGGUGACAGAAAAAUUGAGCGAGAUGAUUGCAAGGCCGUAUUUACGUACUCCAAAAACUGUAAUCGUUCAAACAACGACAUUGGCUCGGCGAAAAAGGCACGAAUUUGUUAGAGCUGUUGCCCAAGGAUUGAUUCCACCAGAAACCCCACCAUCCCAAAGAAAAGCAAAAAAGAGAAGAUACUUAGAUACCGAUUUAUCACAACCUUCAAAUUGGUUACGAGCUUGUCAAUGGCCUGAAUACGAUUCCGAUUUAGAGGAAGGAGUAGAAGUUCCUCCAAUGUUACCGUUACUUCAUCAAGAACAAUCAAGUUCUUCUCCGAGAGAUCAUCAAUGCAGCCAUUCGUACAAAAAUUUAGGAUGUACACAAACAAUUGGUUUAGGUGCUGAUUAUAACAUGGAACUUGUGAUAGCACUCGAAAUGUCGCGAUUGCAAAUGAUAGAAGAUAGCAUUAAACAAGCACAACAAGUUCGUCCAGCCAUCACUCCGGAUCCAGGGUCCAACGUUUCGAACACAAGCAACGAAAGCUCAACCGACGACCAACUAAAGUUGGCAAUUCAAUUAAGUCUGCAAGAAUCAACAGCUGCUAUCGCCAGGCAGUAUGACCAAGAAAUGGCAAAUUGUAGCAAGGGAUACGAAAAAACUAGUGCAGAUUUAACGGUUGAUUAUUUCUUAAAAUCGUUGGCAAAUAAGAAAAUAGACUUGAGAAAUUUAGAGGUAGAUGUAAAUAUGUUAGAUUGGCAUAAAAGUGAAAAAGAGUGUUUCUUUAAACCAUGUAAUGGCAACGAGGAUGGCAGAUUUCAAAUAUCAGAUAUUCACGAAAAAGGUUUCGCUUUUGGAGAUUCCGAUGAAUACGACGAUCAUGAUGUGAGGCUAAAAAGGUCGCAUUCAACUGGAGAUCUUUGUAUCAGAAAAUCUAGCCGAGGUACAAGAAUUAGACCAAGUGGUGACGAGCCGCGAUAUCAUUUAGAUUCAGAUCAUAGCAGCCAACAUGAUGAUAAACCCGAGGAUUUGACUCGAAGAAUUCUAACCUUACCAUCCAGUAAUGUACGCACAAAACAAUUUGUCCUUUUACAUCAGACUUACCCUGAAGAGGAAUCUUAUCAAGGGCAAAGCUCGGUAGAAGAUACAACCACCUCCGAUUCGAUUAAUGUAGACAUGGAGGUGUGUGGAAUUUUAGAAUCGAUCACUGAUGAUGAUAUAGGAAGUAAAGCUUUAAACGACGACGAAGGGAAAUGGUAUGUUAACGUAAUGAAAGAGAAACCAGCACAAAAACUUGAUAACAUAUCAAAACCCGAAGAUGGGAAAAAACCAAACGCUUUUGCAUCGUUGAAGGCGAAAAUUUGUUCCGCACAUUUACCAAAGACUGGUUAUCUAACCAGAAUAGCUGUUAAUAAAAGCAUCGGAUUGCUAAGCGAGAAGAAAAAAGAUGAAUUGGAAGAUAAAAACUUAGACGUGCCAAGAAGGAAUUCCGAUCACCAACCAAGAACGUCAGAUUCACUACCUCAAAAAGCUCAUCACUCUUGUAUCGGUCACCGAGCAUCAUUCUCAAAAUCAACAGGUUUUUUACUAGAUAAACAACACCUACCUUGCAAAUCCGGCAAUAAUUUACGAAUAAAAAUCUGCAAAAGCCCUGAACCCAAACACAAAUCCUACCCGUUAGAAACAGACAGUUCCAAUGAGUACGAAUCAGAAACCGGAAUUCCAAAAUCACCGACCCUAUUCAUUUCCGGAGUUUCAAUAUCGCGAACACCCGAACCUAAAUCACCAGGAAUUUGCCUGAUCGCCACCAGUAGUGGAAGACAAUCCAGAUCUUCUAGUCUAAGUAUCCCAGUUCCAUUAUCCACUUGCUCAUUGAGCAUAUCAUCCACAAGUUUAAAUACUAACAACAACAAUAACAACCUUCCCCCAGAACCUUUUACACCAUCUCUAAUCCACUCCACGACUCCAGCAACAUCCCGAAACAACAUCCACCACGUGACUCCAACUACCAGUCCAUCAAAAUCCUCCAACAAAGAAAAUACAAAAUCAAAAAGUGCUAGCGAACCCGAACGAGAACGCGAGAUGUUUAGGUUUCCAAAAUCGUCCACGGACGGUGCCUUAAGCUCGGUUCUACACGUUCAAGAAUCUAAUUUAAGCUCGGACGAUUUCCACGAAGCUUUAUUUUUAUUGGAAAGAUCACCCAAGACUAGAGAUUCGAAACGGCGUAAGAAAUCGAAGAAGAAAGAUGAAAGAAAGGAGGAAGCCAGUUCGGCUUUGUAACUAAAGACUGUACUUAGAUAUGCGCUCAGGCGCGUUUUUGUGAUACAACUUUUCGUAUAAUUAGUGUAUUUCGAAGACAAUUAACAAAUAUUUUGUGUGUUGUGUAUUACGUAUUGAAACAAAUUAAGCAAAAAAUGAAAAUCUUGUAAUUGAACUCACAAAUAUGUUUAACUACGUUAUAUUAUUCAUAUUUAAGUUUGUUGGGUCUAAUAGUAAUAAAGAAAUGUAAUUAAGAAAUUACAAAAACUAUUGGAAAUUGUUAAUACAUUUUCUUUUAUAUGGUAUUAAAUCGAGAAAGUAACUAAACAGUAAACAAAUCGCUUAAGGAUCUUGAUUAACUCUUACUCCAAGUAUGUAACGUUGCACAAAUUUUACGAUGAAUGUCAAAGGAAUGUCUUAUAACUUAGAUAUUACAUGUUAAGCGAUGUAUCAAUGAAAAAUCAAGUAUAAUGAGUGUAUGUGUAAAACUUAAACAUGGAAAUAAAAAUAUAUUAGAGGUAUUCAGGCCUAACUCAAUAUUAAUUAUUACGAAUAGACGAUUCAUUUCGACUGGGUUUACAUAUACAAGAAAAAAUUUAUUACUUUUUUAUAUAUAUUUUUAAGUAGUUGUAGAUUUAUACCUAAAUAGAACUGAAAACAAUUUGUUUAUUCUACACACCGAAGGAAAAGAAAUGUUAAAAUAUUUAACUUAUGGCCAAAAUUUAAAUUAUCAAAUAAAAAUUAAUGGGAGAAGGAGUAAGAGAUGGAAGAAGGGUAUUUAUUAAAAUAUAAACUCGUAAGACACUUUAAUCUUUAAUUUUUGCAAUAAAUUUCAUCCGUUUUAAUUCCACUUGAUAAAAAAUAUGUGACGAGUUUAAUUUUAAAGAAUACUUUAUUUCUGGUAUCGUUUCAAUAAAAAUCGUAAUUACUCGGAAUGAAAGUGCACAUUUACGCAGAAAAACUCUUGUCGUGCCAUUUUGUUGUAUGUCCUUUAGUCAUGUAACAACAAAAAAAAAUGUAAACUGAUUGUGAUUUUUUUAGUAAAUAAAUUAUUUAAUAAUG